CAGUGCCACCUGUCAGUGUCCAUCAGUGCCAGCUGUCAGUGUGCCUACCAUUUCACAUCAAUGCCACAUAUCAGUGCCCAUCUGAGCUGCCUUUCAGUGCCACCUAUCAAUGCCAGUCAGUGCCACCUAUCAGUGCUGCCAAUCAGUGCCGCCUAUCAGUGCCAGUCAGUGCCGCCUAUCAGUGCGCAUCAAUGCCACCUAUCAGUGCCUGUCAGUGCUGCCUAUCAGUGCCGUCUAACAGUGCCAGUCAGUGCCACCUAUCAGUGCCACCUAUCAGUGCCAUAUAUGAGUGCUGCCUUUCAGUGCCCAUCAGUGAUGCCUGUCAAUGCCCAUCAGUGCCACCUACCAGUGCCUCCUCAUCAGUGCCCAUCAGUGCCACCUAUCAGUGCCCAACAGUGCAGCCUAUCA
Molecule: messenger RNA, 408 nt
Organism: Staurois parvus
Lineage: Eukaryota; Metazoa; Chordata; Amphibia; Anura; Ranidae
Source: the annotation of a GenBank genome assembly